Candoia aspera is the source of this 3536-nucleotide messenger RNA. RefSeq names its product phosphatidylinositol 4,5-bisphosphate 3-kinase catalytic subunit alpha isoform-like. The transcript is spliced from 21 exons. The coding region runs from base 232 to 3450 and encodes 1072 amino acids. NCBI's taxonomy places the organism in Eukaryota, Metazoa, Chordata, Lepidosauria, Squamata, Candoiidae. Gene Ontology annotation, molecular function: 1-phosphatidylinositol-4-phosphate 3-kinase activity; 1-phosphatidylinositol-3-kinase activity. Gene Ontology annotation, cellular component: plasma membrane; cytoplasm; phosphatidylinositol 3-kinase complex, class IA. The record is from RefSeq and is a predicted model, not a curated record. Gene Ontology annotation, biological process: cell migration; phosphatidylinositol-3-phosphate biosynthetic process; phosphatidylinositol 3-kinase/protein kinase B signal transduction.
UUUAAAAUUUAUUUUAUUUUUUAUGUAAGCUUCCCUGUGAUUUACGCAUCUCCUAACAACGAAUGCUGGCUUGUAGGAUUUAAAGCAGGAAGAUGGCAACUGUCAGUGAUUGGCUUCAGCAGACCCUCAUUCCUUUCCUCCUUCCCUCCAGGCGAGCCGUGAUGCUUUAACGUCCAGGUGCAGCUCAGCUCCGUCAAAAACGUGCAGAGACCCUCCUGCCCCCCUGUGGCCAUGCCACCCCGGCCUUCCUCAGGGGAGCUAUGGGGGCUCCACCUCAUGCCCCCCCGGAUCAUGGUGGACUGCUGCCUCCCCAAUGGAAUGGUCGUCACCCUUGAAUGUUUGCGGGAAGCCACCCUCCGCGGCAUCAAGCAGGAUCUCUUCAAGGAGGCCAGGAAGUACCCUCUUUUCCAUCUGCUUCAGGAGGAAUCCUCCUACAUCUUUGUGGGGGUCACCCAAGAAGCCGAGCGGGAGGAAUUCUUUGACGAGUCCCGCCGCCUUUGUGAUCUGCGCCUCUUCCAGCCCAUCCUGAAGGUCAUAGAGCCGGUGGGCAACCGAGAGGAGAAGAUCCUCAACCGGGAGAUCGGGUUUGCUAUCGGGAUGCCCAUCUGCGAAUUCGAGCUGGUGAAAGACCCCGAGGUGCAGGAAUUUCGGCGUAACAUUCUCUCCGUUUGCCGCGAAGCUGUGGAGACGAGGGGGUCGGCGGGGCCCCAGAGCCAGGCCCUGUACGUCUACCCGCCCAACGUGGAAUCCAGCCCCGAACUGCCCAAGCACCUGUACGGCAAGUUGGACAAAGGUCGGAUCAUAGUGACCAUUUGGGUUAUUGUCUCUCCAAACAACGACAAACAGAAAUACACCCUCAAGACGCCGCACGACGCACUGCCCGAGCAGGUGAUCGCCGAGGCCAUCCGCAAGAAGACCCGGAGCAUGCACCUCUCGCCGGAGCAGCUGCGCCUCUGCGUGCAGGAGUACCAGGGGAAGUACCUCCUCAAGGUGUGCGGCUGCGACGAGUAUUUGCUUGAGAAGUACCCCCUGAGCCAGUACAAGUACAUGAGGAAUUGCAUCGCUAUCGGCCGCCUGCCCCACCUGAUGCUGAUGAGCAAGGACAGCCUCUACGGUCAACUGCCGGCCAACGUCUUCGUGCUGCCCUCAUACGCGCGCCGAUCGGCCACCUCCUCGCACGUGAACGGAGAUGUCCCAACCAAGUCCCUUUGGUCCAUCAACAGCCUCCUGCGCAUCAAGAUCCUGUGCGCCACCUACGUGAACGUGAACAUCAGGGACAUAGACAAGAUCUAUGUCCGGACGGGAAUUUUCCAUGGUGGGGAACCCCUUUGUGAUAACGUCAACACUCAGCGCGUGCCAUGCUCCAACCCUCGGUGGAACGAGUGGCUCUCAUACGACAUCUACCUGACUGACCUACCGCGUGCGGCUCGCCUUUGCGUGUCCAUCUGCUCCGUCAAAGGCCGGAAGGGGGCCAAGGAGGAGCACUGCCCACUCGCCUGGGGCAACGUCAACCUCUUUGACUACAAGGACACCCUGGUGGCCGGGAAGAUGGCACUCAACCUGUGGCCCGUCCCCCACGGCCUGGAGGACUUGCUGAAUCCCAUCGGAGUGGGAGGCUCCAAUCCCAACAAGGAGACCCCGUGCCUUGAGUUGGAAUUCACCUGGUACAGCCACGCGGUAAAAUUUGCUGAUGCUGCCGAAAUAGAGGAACACGCCAACUGGGCCAUGUCUCGGGAGCUGGGACUCAACUACUGCAUGGUGGGCCUGAGCAACCGCCUGGCCCGAGACAGCUCCCUGGAUGAGAGCGAAAUGGAGCAGCUGCGGAACAUCUGCAACCGGGACCCGCUUUCGGAGAUCACGGAGCAAGAGAAGGACUUCCUAUGGCGCCACCGGCAUUACUGUGUCAACAUCCCGGAGACCCUGCCGAAGCUGCUGCUCUCCGUCAAGUGGAAUUCACGGGACGAGGUGGCCCAGAUGUACUGCCUCCUCCGGGAAUGGCCCCUCAUCAAACCCGAGCUCUCCAUGGAACUGCUGGACUGCAACUUCCCAGACCCGGUCAUCCGAGAGUUUGCACUCAAGUGCCUGGUGAAGGGGCUGACGGAUGACAAGCUCUCCCAGUACCUCAUCCAGCUUGUGCAGGUUCUCAAAUAUGAGCAGUACCUGGACAACCCCCUGGCCCGCUUCCUCACCAUGAAGGCACUGACCAACCAGAGGAUCGGUCACUUUUACUUCUGGCAUCUCAAGUCGGAGAUGCACAGCAAGCCGAUCUCCCAGCGCUUUGGGCUGAUGCUGGAGGCCUUUUGCCGUGGCUGCGGGAUGUACCUGAAGCACCUGAACCGGCAGGUGGAGGCCAUGGAGAAGCUCAUCAACCUGACAGACAUCCUCAAGCAAGAGAAGAAGGAUGAGACCCAGAAGAUGCAGAUGAAGUUCCUGGUGGAACAGAUGAGGCGGCCGGACUACAUGGAGGCACUGCAAGGCUUCAUCUGCCCCCUCAACCCCGUCCACCAGCUGGGCAACCUCCGGCUGGACGAGUGCCGGAUCAUGUCCUCGGCCAAGCGUCCCUUGUGGCUCAACUGGGAGAACCCGGACAUCAUGUCUGAACUGCUCUUCACAAACCACGAGAUCAUAUUCAAAAACGGGGACGAUCUCCGACAGGACAUGCUGACCCUGCAGAUCAUUCGGAUCAUGGAGAGCAUGUGGCAGAAUCAAGGACUGGACCUUCGGAUGCUGCCCUACGGCUGCCUGUCCAUCGGUGACUGCGUGGGGCUCAUCGAGGUGGUCAAGAGCUCCUACACCAUCAUGCAGAUCCAGUGCAAGGGGGGCCUGAAGGGGGCGCUCCAGUUCAACAGCAAUGCCUUGCAUCACUGGCUGAAGGAGAAGAACAAGGGCGAAGGGUACGAUGCGGCCAUCGACCUCUUCACACGCUCCUGUGCAGGGUACUGCGUGGCCACGUUUAUCCUGGGCAUUGGAGACCGCCAUAACAGCAACAUCAUGGUCAAGGAUGAUGGGCAGCUCUUCCACAUCGACUUUGGGCACUUCCUGGACCACAAGAAGAAGAAGUUUGGCUACAAGCGGGAGCGCGUGCCCUUCGUCCUGACCCAGGACUUCCUCAUCGUCAUCAGCAAGGGCAUGCAGGAGUGCACCAAGACCAAAGAAUUUGAGAGGUUCCAGGAGAUGUGCUACAAGGCCUACCUGACGAUCCGCCAGCAUGCCAACCUGCUCAUCAACCUCUUUUCCAUGAUGCUGGGCUCGGGGCUGCCUGAGCUGCAGUCGUUCGACGACGUGGCCUACCUGCGCAAGACGCUGGCCCUGGACAAGUCAGAGCAGGAGGCCCUGGAGUACUUCACCAAGCAGAUGAAUGAGGCCCACCAUGGCGGGUGGACCACCAAGAUGGACUGGAUCUUCCACACCAUCCGCCACAUGCCGCUGAGCGAGGCCAGCCACGACUGACCUGCAGGCUGAGCGCAAACCCUGCGUGGCGGGGCUGCCCCCUGUUGGCAGAGACCCUCGUCCACCCGCGUCCCCUCUCAGGACCA